Molecule: messenger RNA, 1615 nt
Organism: Carya illinoinensis
Lineage: Eukaryota; Viridiplantae; Streptophyta; Magnoliopsida; Fagales; Juglandaceae
Product: sinapine esterase-like
Molecular function (GO): hydrolase activity, acting on ester bonds
Source: RefSeq, a predicted model, not a curated record
AAUUUAUGAGAAUAACAAUGUGUAAUCAAUUUUAAAACAUACAAAAAAGAUAUUAUCGAUCUUAAAUUUUAUUCAACAUCGUACCAAACCGAACCGUUUACACUAUUGUUUAUGACAUUCGACUUUUAAGAGGCAUGUACCACAGAUUUGACAUGCAUGGCCCAUAGCCCUAACUCAGCUGCAGUGACAACUGUGGCUUUUACUCAUGGAAAGGGCAAAACAAAAACGUACAAAAAAUAAAAGAGCAUAUGCGAUUUUCAUUCAAUCCUCAAUGUCGUCCUUGAAACUACUAUUCAUCAAACCCUUCCUCUUGUUGGCCACCAUUACCGUCGUGGUCGGUCAACCAUACUCGUCAGUCUUUAGCUUCGGAGACUCACAUGCCGACACCGGAAAUAUACGAUUCAUUAAUCAGUCUUUCCACUGCCUUUUCCCUCCCUACGGCGAGACCUACUUUCGUCGACCCACAGGCCGUUGUUCCGAUGGCCGUCUUGUCAUAGACUUCAUCGCCGAAUCUCUUGGACUGCCAAUAUGGGUACAGCCGUACCUUGGGAUUAAGAAUGGGAGUACUUUCACAAGUACUGUUGAAGAUCAGGGUGUGAAUUUUGCUGUCGUGGGAGCAACAGCACUGGACGUGGAAUUUUUUAUAGAAAGGGGAAUUAUCUAUAACGUGGGCAUGAACAACUCUUUAAGAGUUCAAUUGGACUGGUUCAACGAAAUUCUGGCAUCUCUGUGCAACACAUCUUCAAAGUGCAAUGAAAUGUUUGGAUCCUCUGUGUUUCUGAUGGGAGAGAUUGGAGGUAACGACUACAAUUAUCCAUUCUUUCUAAAAAGAAGCAUGGAAGAGAUUCGGACAUUCGUGCCGCUAGUGAUUAAAGCAAUCGCUUCAGCCAUCUAUGAGUUGAUUGAUCUUGGGGCGGUGACUCUCAUGGUUCCUGGGAACCUACCAAUUGGGUGCUCUGCAGCCUACCUAACAUAUUAUGAGACUGCUGAUAAGGAAGAAUAUGACCCUGCAACCGGCUGUCUAAAUUGGUUAAACAAGUUUGCUGAGUACCACAAUGAUCAGCUUCAGAAAGAACUAAGUAGAAUUCAGGCUCAACAUCCUCAAACCAACAUCAUCUACGCGGAUUAUUACAAUGCCGCAACGCGUUUGUACAGUUCUCCAAGCCAAUUUGGGUUUAAAAAAACACUGACGGCAUGCUGUGGAAGAGGAGGGCCAUACAAUUACAACAAAUCGGCGGUAUGUGGGAAUCCAGGGGUGAGUGCUUGUGUCGAACCUUCGCAGUAUGUUAACUGGGAUGGCAUACACCUCACAGAAGCUGCAUAUAAAUUGAUUACCCAAGCUUUGCUACAAGCGCCCAUGCACACCAUACCUCGAAGUAGGUUUUAAGAUUCCUAAUAAUUUUCUGCCGACAAGAAGUUUCUCCAAUUGAAGAGAUAUAUUAGGCAAUUAUGCAUUGGACACGUUUCUUUGUGAAGUACUUGAUCAUGUAUGCGUUUUGAAGCUUUUGUAAUUUGUUGGGAGUAUUAGGUUUGUUUUUUGAUGCCUAGGAUUUGUUUCUUUUUUAUUAUUUGUAAUUCUCAUGCGUUUAAAUGUAACUACGGUUAUCCUUUAUCA